Molecule: messenger RNA, 1071 nt
Organism: Medicago truncatula (barrel medic)
Lineage: Eukaryota; Viridiplantae; Streptophyta; Magnoliopsida; Fabales; Fabaceae
Product: phospholipase A(1) DAD1, chloroplastic
Exons: 1
Coding region: 1-1071 (356 amino acids)
Biological process (GO): lipid metabolic process
Molecular function (GO): glycerophospholipase activity
Source: RefSeq, a predicted model, not a curated record
AUGGAUCCAAAAACUAAAACACUUGGAAAAAGGUGGAAGGAGUAUCAAGGGAUGAGAAAUUGGGACGGUUUGCUUGAUCCGUUGGACGACAUUCUACGUUGUGAAAUCCUACGCUAUGGCCAUUUUGUUGAAGCUACGUAUAAAUCAUUUGAGUUUGAUCCUUCAUCUUCCAAGUAUGCAAAUUGUAGAUUUCCCAAAAGCACACUCUUAGAAUGUUGUGGUUUACCUAACACGGGGUACAAAGUGACCAAAUACCUACAUGCAACUUCUGGGAUUCAGCUACCAAGUUGGAUGGAUAAGGCACCAAAUUGGGUAGCAACCCAAUCAAGCUAUAUUGGAUACGUAGCUGUGUGUGAUAACAAGGAAGAAAUCAAAAGACUUGGACGGCGUGAUGUGGUUAUUGCUAUUAGAGGAACAUGCACAUGUUUAGAAUGGCUUGAAAACUUUCGUGCCACACUCACCAACUUUUCUAUCCCAUGCAACCACAACAUUAAUGAUGAGAGAAAAGGUGUGGGGACCAUGGUAGAAAGUGGAUUCUUGAAUCUCUAUACCUCAUCAAAUUAUGCAAAAUCAUCGUUAGAAAGUAUGCAAAAAAUGGUGAAACAAGAGAUUUUAAGGAUCAAUCAAAUAUACCGUCAAGAAGAAUUGAGUUUGACCAUAACUGGACAUAGUUUGGGAGCAGCAUUGGCUACGUUGAUUGCGUAUGAUGUUAAGAUUAGUGUUCCCAAACUAAUGGUGACAGUCAUCUCGUUUGGUGGGCCUCGUGUGGGCAAUAGAAAUUUUCGACAACACCUUGAGAAGCAAGGAACAAAGGUUUUGCGCAUAGUGAAUUCAGAUGAUGUUAUUACCAAGCUACCAGGGUUUGUAUUUUUUGAUGAUGUGGAUAAGACACCAUGGAUGUAUGCUGAAGUUGGAAAGGAACUUCGAUUGUGUAGUAGGGAUUCUCCUUACCUAGGUAGCACGAACGUUGCCACAUGUCAUGAGUUGCAAACGUAUUUGCAUCUUGUCGAUGGCUUUAUUAGCUCUAGGUGUCCCUUCCGAGCCUCUGCCAAGAGGUUCCUUCGACAUUGA